Marasmius oreades (fairy-ring Marasmius) is the source of this 1913-nucleotide messenger RNA. RefSeq lists its product as uncharacterized. The record is from RefSeq and is a predicted model, not a curated record. NCBI's taxonomy places the organism in Eukaryota, Fungi, Basidiomycota, Agaricomycetes, Agaricales, Marasmiaceae. Bases 82 to 1287 code for a protein of 401 amino acids. The transcript is spliced from 7 exons.
GAAGUGAACGGCCUUGUAGGCUAGCUAGCCUCGUGCAUAAUGCAAAGCCAGGCAAUUUGAAGAUACUACCUUAACUUCACAAUGAUGCUCACCAACCUGCUCAGACUCCCAAUAUUUCUGUCAACUCUGUUUCCUUUCCAACGAGAUUCUCAAAAAACACCCUCGUCACAAGAAAACGUCGUCGAUCUAGGAUAUGCAAGAUAUACGUCCUCUAAUAGGAUAGGAGAAUAUUCCAUUGCAUAUCUAGGUCUGCGUUACGCCGAACCGCCUACUGGUGAAAGACGUUUCCAAUCUCCAGUACCGCUAGACGAGGAAGAUGGGAAGAAGGAGAACAAGCUGGUGGACGUGAGUUCGUAUCCAAACUUCUGCAUUCAGGGUGGUCGAGAUGGCCUAUGGGGAGGUGCUGGAAGCGAGGAUUGUUUGAAGGUGAAUGUCUAUAAACCGGUGAACGCAACCCGUGAUUCAGCUUUACCAGUGCUCGUAUUUUUCCAUGGAGGGGGGUAUACAUUUGGCAAUCCGCGCAAUUUUCCUUUCGAUCACUGGAUAAACCAGAGCCCGAACGUCAUCAUCAUAUCAGUCUACUACCGCAUUGGCGCAUUUGGUUUCCUUACUCCACCCAGCUCGAAUUUGGGUGCCAACUUAACCUCAAGCUUCGACCUGAACGCAGGUUUUCUCGAUCAAUUAGAGGCUCUUCGGUGGAUUCAGCGUAACAUCGGAUCUUUCGGUGGUGACCCUACUAGAGUAACGAUCAACGGCCAUAGCGCUGGCGGAAGCUCAGUUCUUCUGCAUCUAGUCCGUGAAAGUUCCUGGAAUGAAAGACUGUUCUCAGCGGCAAUCGCACAGAGUGUAUAUCGAGUACCGGUCCCAAAGGUCGAACAGCAAGAAUCUCUGUUCGACUUCUUCGCCUUUCAGGCAGGGUGCGGAGUUGUAGAUUUGUCGAAACGGAUAGAUUGCCUGAAAAAGACGGAUGUUCGCGUUCUGGCAAGGGCGCAGGAUUUAGCGGAGAGGUCCACUGUUUUUACCUCGUCAUACCGAUUCUUCCGACCUGUCGUAGAUGGGAAGGUGAUAAAAGAAUACCCCACACGUUUACUUCUGAACGGCGAUUUCAUGGGGGUACCUUUGAUGGUCGGAGCUACGUCGAACGAAACUUCCCUCCCAGAAAGAGACAUUGAAGGAGGAUUACGAUGGCUUUAUCCAAGCUUGUCUGAUGGCGACAUCGCCCAAUUCCUUAAGUCCAGUUCUAUCCCCCGGAACACUUCGACUCGUUUUCUCAACAGUUCAGGGUAAUAACAGGAGAAUCCGUUUUCAUCUGUGCAGUAAGCCUCCGCUCUUUUGAAUUACUCACACGUUUUUCGAACUAUUCCAGCGGUCACUGAUGGCCCGAGCCUAUAACAAAGUCAACACUCCUGUAUGGGCAUACCGCUACGACCAACCAAAUCCCGUGCUCGGAAGUCGCGUCGUAGCUCACUCCGCUGAAAGCUGGAUGAUGUUCAACGGUACAAAGACAGGGUGCACGGUUGGUUCUUUAUUUCAAGCUGGGAUGGCCGCUGAUUCUCCAACUUACUACAGCAACAAUGGUACAGCAACAUUUACACCUCUUGACAAAACCGAGCUGGCCUUCUCGAAAGAACUCAUCGCUUAUUGGAUAUCGUUUGUUCGCGGCUACAAUCCAAACACAUACAGGCUCGCUGGCUCGCCGGAAUGGCCAAGGUACAGCUCGAAUGACAAGUCAAAGCAGAUUGUGUUGCAUCAAGGAACUGUCAAGAAGAGUGGGAGUUAUGCGGAGUUUGAGGACGAGGAAGAGAGAAAGAGGUGUGACUUCGUUGCCGGGAAAGUGGAUAGGGAACAGAACUAAUCCAAUGUGCCAAUCAAUGUUUAUCAAUAAUCGUUUAUUCAUGUCUUUCGCGGCCGGA